CGGCAGCGCCUACAUCGAAACGAACGCACCGUACAGCGGCAGAGUGUCACUCACACAUCUUUCAAAGAAGAAACACAUCACGGAAGCAAACCCAACCAUCGGGCAACAACCCAUUCCCAUUACAAAACGAAACCGCGUCCCCCCACACUCCCGUUUGCAGCGCACAACACACGCACAAACACAAACACAAAGACGCCGCAACGAACACAGGCAACAAUGAGGCAGACCGUGGCGAUUCGAUUGGCACGAUCGGUCGGAUUCCCAUCGAGGCAUUCCGCCGGGCACCCGGCGAGGCACCUCUCCUCGUACGGAAGGGCGGGCGGGGAAUUCCAGAACCACCAGCAGAGCGGCACCGAGCCGCCGCAGCGGACCCACGCCCAGAGCGCCGAGGGAUCCCGGCAGCCGGGCCAGCAGCAGCGCGGCUUCACCAGCAUCAACAACCGAACGCCCUACAACCUCUGCUUUUUGCGCCACGGCCAGAGCACCUGGAACCGGGACAACCGGUUCAUCGGGUGGACGGACACCCCCCUGACCGACGACGGGGUCCUCGAGGCGCGGGUGGCCGGAAAAAUGCUCAAGAACAGCGGGAUUCUCUUCGACGAGGUCCACACCUCGCUCCUGAGGCGGUGCAUCCGAACGACCAACCUCGUCCUGAUGGAGGUGGAGCAGGAGUACAUUCCCGUGCACAAGGUAAGCAACGCCGCGGUGGCUGCUUCGGGCGGGCGACAGGCAACGGCUCUGGCAGAACCGAUUUUCGUUUCGGCGCUGGCUGGUGGAAUCGUUGGUGUUGGGCCGUUCCGGUGGCUGAUAUCGUUGUUGUCGUGGUGGCUCUUGCUGUUGUCGUUGUCGUCGUCGUCKUCGUUGUCGUUUUUGUUCUAUCGUCAACAAUCUCACGUUGUGAUUUCUUCCCCGGAUUGCGUGGUCCCUGUUCCGACUCGAAGCACUGGCGGCUGAACGAACGGAAUUACGGAGAGCUCGUCGGGAAAAACAAAAAGGAGACGGUCAAACUGCACGGAAAGGAGCAGGUGAAACAGUGGAGGAGAUCCUACGACCAGCCACCGCCGGAGAUGUGCGACCACCACAAAUACCAUCCCGCCAGGGACCCCAGGUAUAGGCAGAUGAAGCACCUCAUUCCCAAAUCGGAGUCCCUGAAAGAAACCAAAGCCAGGUCGAGCGUGUACUGGGACGACGUGAUCGCCCCCGAGCUCCGCGCGGGAAAAACCCUCCUAAUCGUGGGCCACGAGAACAACCUCCGAUCGAUGAUCAUGAGGCUCGAGGGCAUCCCGAAGGAAGACAUUAUCAAUCUGUGCCUUCCCCGGGCCGUCCCGCUGGCCUACAGGCUCGACGAAAACCUCAAGCCCAUCGACCGCCCGGACGGAAAACUCGACGAGGCCACGGGGUUUCUGAGGGGCGAGUGGCUCGGGGGGGACCAGGCGGUCCUCGAAAUCCUGGAGCGAGACCGGAAGCAGGUGUACGACACGACCAUUCGGAAAAACCUGGAAACCUGCGACGCCGAUCGGAACAAGUGGAAGGAUUGGAUGAACCUGGUGGUCGGAAAAGCCGGCCCGGAAGCCCAGGCAAAGAGCAACCCGGGAGAAAAGGCCGCCUAGGAUAUUCCAACAAACCAAUACUUUUGGCACGGCACAAUGACCAAGAAAACAGUGCGGGGAGGUGUACACAACGAACUAAAAAGCUAAUAGAAAACCACGUCGUUAUCACUCGACAAAGCGGUUCCGCCGUCACAUUGUACAACAACGAUAGAACAAUUCACAAUCCGUUUCAGACGACCGUAUAUUUUGGUGCGCGACCGAAAAGGAUAAUGAAAUAGCAAAAUUUAA
This is a messenger RNA of Pseudo-nitzschia multistriata, 1838 nucleotides long. NCBI's taxonomy places the organism in Eukaryota, Bacillariophyta, Bacillariophyceae, Bacillariales, Bacillariaceae. The record is from the annotation of a GenBank genome assembly.